ACUAUUUCGUGUUUUUACAUUUUCCCUUUACAUUUUUAAAGGAUCACCUGUUCUACUCGUGUAGUUGAAUAUAUUUUAUCUCAUGUGCAAACAUACACAACACAAUGUACAACAUAGCUGUAGUGGGCGGAGGCAUCAUUGGAGUGUCAACAGCUCUCAAUAUACAGAAACUUCUGCCAACGGCUAGAGUGAAAAUAAUCUCAGAAAAAUUCGGACAGGAAACCACCAGUUGGGGCGCUGGAGGAUUGUUUCGGCCAACCAGCAAAUUCAUUCAAGGAGUCCCAGAGGAGCAGAUAAAAAAAUGGUCCCGGGCCGGCUGGGAAUUUUAUUCUUCGUUAGCGGUGUCCGACAAGGCCAAAGAGACAGGAAUGCAGAUAGUUUCUGGUUACGUACUUAGUCAAACGAAGGUUGAGAAUGCAGUGUAUCAGGAUAUAGUGUACAGCUUUCACGAACUGAGUAGGGAGUCGCUUUUAAAACUUGGAUUUGGACAUUAUAACUUUGGCUACCAAGUUACAACAAUUAUUGCUGUAGUCAGGACGUACCUACCAUGGCUGUUUGAGAGAUUCAAAGAAAAUGGGGGACAAACUGAACAGAAGAGAAUUGAUGAUUUGAAUGAAUUGGUCGGUUUGUACGAUGUGGUUGUCAACUGUACUGGAUUUGGAAGUCGCAAUUUGUUAGGAGACACAUCCAUAUUUCCUGUUCGCGGCCAGUUACUCAGGGUGAUGGCUGCCGUGACAGUGAUUGGAGCGGGUGUCGUCGGCCUCUCUACCGCCGUCAACAUCCAGCGUAUGAUUCCUUCUGUCAGAGUUACUGUUGUAGCUGAGCAUGUAUCAGAAGGAACAACGAGUGUUGGAGCUGGCGCCAUCUUCAGGCCGACUGAAGACUAUCUUCCGGGUGUCGAUGUAGGAAAGGCCAAGAAAUGGAUACGGGAUGGAUGGACUCAUUUUUCCUCAUUGGCUUUGUCUGAACUCGCUAGUUCGGCGGGGGUCGCUAUAACACCUUCCUUUAUGUUAAGUAGGACAGAGAUCAAGGAUCCUCUGUAUAAAGAUGUCGUGUUCACAUUUCACGAAUUAAGCUCAGAUGAAAUGAGAAAACUAGGGUUUGACAAACAUUUCAAGUUUGGAUAUCUUGUUACAACAAUUGUGAUAACAACAAAAAUAUAUAUAGCGUGGCUUCUCAAAAGAUUUCUGGAAGGUGGCGGUAAAAUUGAACAGAGGCGAGUUUCGCAUAUAAAUGAGUUUAUAGGACAGGGCGACGUCGUUGUGAACUGUUCUGCCUUAGGAAGUCGCCAUCUGUUUGGAGACAAAAAGAUAUAUGCAAAUCGAGGCCAACUUGUGAGAGUAAAGGCGCCGUGGAUAAAGUACUGCAUUUAUACAGACAGCGAUGCAUAUAUCAUACCGAAUCAGGAUUUGGUAGCUGUAGGAGGCAGCAGAGGAGACCAUAACUAUGAUACUUGUGUCAGUGAUGCAGAUUCUAAAUCAAUGAUGGAGAGAUGUUGCGAAAUAUGUCCAUCCUUGAAGGCGGCAGAAAUUGAUCAUGAAUGGGUAGGACUGAGGCCUAUUCGCUCUCCUCUUAGAAUUGAAAAAGAAAUCAUCAAAUCAGACCGAGGACAGCUGAUUGUUAUUCACAACUACGGACAUUGUUCAGACGGCAUUGCUCUCAGUUGGGGGACCAGUAUCGAGGCUGCUAACUACGUCAGAGGCUGUUUAGAAUUGCAUUCCAAGUUAUGAUAAUCCUUCCACCACUCACCAGAAAGUCUAGCCGUGAUGAAAUUCGUGCUAUGACAAUAAACGCAUCUAUGGAGGAAUAUUUAUAUUUCUGUUUAAUGUCUCGCUAAUAAACUACUGGGACAUUCAA
This is a messenger RNA of Ostrea edulis (European flat oyster), 1857 nucleotides long. Its product is annotated as D-aspartate oxidase-like. The coding region runs from base 105 to 1730 and encodes 541 amino acids. The record is from RefSeq and is a predicted model, not a curated record. Lineage: Eukaryota; Metazoa; Mollusca; Bivalvia; Ostreida; Ostreidae. Gene Ontology annotation, molecular function: D-amino-acid oxidase activity; FAD binding. The transcript has 17 exons.